Fulvia fulva is the source of this 639-nucleotide messenger RNA. RefSeq lists its product as uncharacterized. The transcript has 2 exons. Lineage: Eukaryota; Fungi; Ascomycota; Dothideomycetes; Mycosphaerellales; Mycosphaerellaceae. The record is from RefSeq and is a predicted model, not a curated record. Bases 1 to 639 code for a protein of 212 amino acids.
AUGGCACUAUCAGGCUUCCUGUUCCUGUCAUGGCGGAUCUUCCAGAUCAUCACUCUCAUCCCCAUUGUGGGUAUGUUGGCAUGGUUCGUCAAUGGCUUCGUCGACAACAACCAAUUGACACCCAACUACAUUCUGGUUCUCUUCAUCGUCUCCGUACUGGCACUGGCAUGGGCGUUCUUCACGACGAUUAGUUAUCUUCGCGCGAGACACGACGCCAUCUUUGUCGCACUCGUCGAUCUGGGCUUCGUGGGUGCAUUGAUUGCCGGCGUGGUCGUGAUGCGCUUCAUUGCAGGAGCCGACUGCUCGGACUUUGAGGCUCGGAUCAAUAUCGAUGGAAUUGACGGCAACUCGUCAUGGAAUUUCCAUGUGAACAAGGUGUGCGCAAUGCUGAAGGCGAGUUUCGCAUUGGGUAUAAUCAACAUUCUGGCCUUCUUCGUCACAUUCCUCCUCGCACUACUCGUCCACAGACAUCACCGAGACGAUGAUCGCGUCGUCGUCAAGCGGGAGUACCACUCUUCACGGCACGGCCACCGAAGAUCAGGCAGCCGAGCACGCAGCCGUGAUUACGAUUACAGACCAGCAAGCAGCGGCCGACGGAGUACACAUCGCUCAAGCAGUAGACGCCAGUACUAUGUCUAG